UCCCCCCUGUUCCCCUUUCCCGCCAGUUGACCUGCUGCCCCUCUUGGUUUCUUCAUUGCCAGCAUGGCGCUUCGCUCUUUUCUGCUCCUGACCCUCGUCCUCGCGCUGGCCGUCGCCGCGAGCCCCGUCCGCGUCCGCAACAACCGCAUCACGCUCCCAUGGCCAGGCGCACUGGCCAAUUGGGCAUCCGUAACGUUCUCAAGGCCGACCGGACUCGUGCCGCGCUCCUCCAGGGAGGGCGCAAGGCUCUUCGCAACGCGAAGAAGCACCAUAAAGGUAACGGCAAUGCUGCCGGCGCGGGCGCGGCGAAUGCCACAGCGACUGCGAAUGCCACAGCGACUGCGGCGGCAGCGGCAGCUUCUGGCAGCCAGGCCAGCGACGUUAACGUCGCUGCGACAAACCAGGGAGAGGACUAUGUCGUCAGCGUCGGUGUUGGUAACCCUCCGACAACAUACACUCUUUUGGUCGACACCGGUUCCUCCAACACCUGGGUCGGUGCCAGCCAAGCCUAUGUGCAAACCUCAACGUCCAAGUCAACGGGCCAACAAGUCGAAGUUAGCUAUGGAUCCGGUGCAUUCGAGGGCGAAGAGUUCACGGACAAUGUCCAGCUCGGCGACCUCGCGAUCACCGGGCAGUCCAUCGGCGUGGCCCAGCAGGCUGAAGGGUUUGAGGGCAUCGACGGUAUCAUGGGGAUCGGACCUACCGACUUGACCGUCGGCACAGUCGGCGGCCAGAACUCACAGACCCAAGUCCCUACAGUGACCGACAACCUCUUCUCGCAGGGUGUCAUCGGCCAGAACCUCGUCUCCGUCUUCUUCGCCCCGCCUGCCUCAGCUAACGACACCAACGGCGAGCUCACCUUCGGCAGCGUCGACAGCUCCAAGACCGUCGGCGAUGUCGCCUUCGUUCCGCUGACGACGACCUCACCGGCGAGCGAGUUCUGGGGCAUCGACCAGUCAAUUACGUAUGGCUCGUCGAACACCACCAUCCUCGACACGACUGCGGGCAUCGUCGACACUGGUACCACCUUGAUCCUGAUGGCGACUGAUGCGUUCCAGGCUUACCAGCAGGCCACCGGCGCGACUCAGGACCAGACCACGGGCCUGUUGACGCUCUCCAACGCGGCCUUCAACAGCCUCCAGAGCAUGUUCUUCAACAUUGGCGGCCAAUCCUACGAGCUUACAGCUAACGCUCAGAUCUGGCCUCGCUCGCUCAAUUCAGUGAUCGGCGGCAACGCCGACCAGAUCUACAUGGUUGUGAGCGACAUCGGCACGCAGUCCGGCGCGGGCCUCGACUUCAUCAACGGCUUCAGCUUCCUCGAGCGGUACCUCUCCGUGUACGACACUGCGAACAACCAGGUCGGCUUCGCCGCGACGCAGUUCACGAACGCGACGUCAAACUGAGCUGUGCGGUGAUGUUGGUUGGGACGAACGGUGUUGGACGGGCUUUGGGUCAUGAUGCGAACCCUGGGGGUUCUUCUCACUUUUCUUAC
This is a messenger RNA of Fomitopsis serialis, 1492 nucleotides long. Its product is annotated as acid protease. The record is from RefSeq and is a predicted model, not a curated record. Lineage: Eukaryota; Fungi; Basidiomycota; Agaricomycetes; Polyporales; Fomitopsidaceae. The transcript is spliced from 10 exons. The coding region runs from base 159 to 1403 and encodes 414 amino acids. Gene Ontology annotation, biological process: proteolysis. Gene Ontology annotation, molecular function: aspartic-type endopeptidase activity.